AUGUUUGAAAGUCUAAAAUCAUCACCAACUAUCCAGAAGAUCCAAUCAUCAAAAAUAUAUAUAUGGUCCAAAAAGAUAUUAGAUUUUUUAAUUAAACAAUGGUUUUUUAUAUUUUUAGCAGCAUUUAUAGCAUUAGCUCAUUCAUAUCCUGAAUUUGCAAAACAAGGUGGUACAGUAAAAGCUCAAUAUUCAAUAGGAUAUGGAGCUGUUGCUGUUAUUUUUCUAAUUAGUGGAUUAUCAAUGUCAUCAAAACAAUUGCUUGUAAAUUCAUUAAAUUGGAGAGCUCAUUUUACUGUUUUAUCAUUAAGUUUUUUAAUUACAAGUUCUAUUAUAUAUGGUAUUGCAACUGGUAUAAAAGCAGCUCAUAAUGGAGAAAUUGAUGAAUGGUUAUUAGUUGGUCUUAUUGUAACUCACGCUUGUCCUACUACUGUAAGUUCUAAUGUUGUUAUGACUAAACAAGCUGAUGGUAAUGAUAUUUUAACAUUAUGUGAAGUUUUUAUUGGAAAUGUUUUAGGAGCAUUUAUUACACCUGCUUUAUUACAAUUAUAUAUGACCGGAACAUGGGAUUUUGGAAAUCCAAGUUAUCAACCAACAGGAGAUAGUUCAAUUGGUGAUCUAUAUAGAGAAACAAUGAAACAAUUAGGAUUAUCUGUUUUUAUACCAUUAUUUGUUGGUCAAGUUUUACAAAAUUUAUUCCCAAAACAAGUUAAAUGGACUUUAACUACAUUUAAAUUAAAUAAAGUUGGAUCAUUUAUGCUUUUAUUAAUUAUGUAUCAAUCUUUUUCUACUGCUUUUGCUCAACAUGCAUUUACAUCAGUUAGUCAUAAAUCUAUAAUUUUCAUUUGUUUUUUUAAUUUUGGUAUGUAUUUAUUUUUUACUGUAAUUACUUAUUUUUAUGCAAGACCAUUUUGGGUUAAGUUAUGGUUAUGGGAAUUUCCAAAUGAAAAAUCAAGUUUCGUUUAUAAAUGGUCAUAUUGGUUAUUUAAUCCAUUUUAUUAUAAUAAAAGAGAUACUGUUGCUAUAAUGUUAUGUGGUCCAGCUAAAACUGCUGCUUUGGGUGUUUCAUUAGUUAGUUCUCAAUAUGGUUCAAAUAAUCCAAGAUUAGGAAUAUUAUUAGUACCUUUAGUCUUGUAUCAAGCUGAACAAGUUAUGACUGCACAAGUUUUGACAACUUUCAUGAAAAAAUGGGUUCAUUAUGAUGAUAAAAAGGUUGUUGAUGAUGAGAAAGUAGCAGGAGGCAGUGAUGAAGAAGAUUUACAAUUAAGUCAUAGAGAUACAAAUGAAGAAGAUAGAGAAGAAAUAAUAGAAGAAGAAGAAUUACAUAGAGAAGAAGCUGAAGAAUUAGGUGAAACUACAAGUACUAGUGAUGAUGUUAAUAGAGAUGUUGAAUCAUAUUCAACUGAUUCAAACGGGAAAAUUUAA
Messenger RNA from Lodderomyces pseudojiufengensis, 1422 nucleotides. It is a transcript of the gene RCH1, whose product is annotated as Rch1p. Bases 1 to 1422 code for a protein of 473 amino acids. NCBI's taxonomy places the organism in Eukaryota, Fungi, Ascomycota, Pichiomycetes, Serinales, Debaryomycetaceae. Gene Ontology annotation, cellular component: plasma membrane. The transcript has a single exon. The record is from RefSeq and is a predicted model, not a curated record.